Annulohypoxylon maeteangense is the source of this 2147-nucleotide messenger RNA. RefSeq names its product fluconazole resistance protein 1. Gene Ontology annotation, molecular function: transmembrane transporter activity. The coding region runs from base 325 to 1794 and encodes 489 amino acids. Gene Ontology annotation, biological process: transmembrane transport. The transcript is spliced from 5 exons. The record is from RefSeq and is a predicted model, not a curated record. Lineage: Eukaryota; Fungi; Ascomycota; Sordariomycetes; Xylariales; Hypoxylaceae.
GUUGAGUCCACGGACCCUCCGUCCACAACGCAUGUUCUAUUCCGACCUGUUUGCGCUAUCUCCAUAGUUCGCAUCGCAUCGUAUCGCUUAGAAUGCUGCGCGCUAAAGAUAUUGAUUGCAUCAUUUGCUUCGAUAGCCCGAGAUUGGGUCAACACGGAACUGUCCGAUGGACGACCAAGUGUCAUGUCGGAUGGGAUUCCAAUCUCCGUCCUUUACCCCUUUCCCACUUCUCUGCGAUGUUGUAUCUUAAAGACGCCCUGUCUAGCGUGACUUGCUACUAUUCAUAUCUCUUCUAAAGUUAUCUACCUACCUAGUACCCAAGCCAUGUCGUCCAAGUCAGAUUCGGAUUUGGAGAAGGCAUCCGGUCCCGUCGUAGUGAACGACAUUCCAGUGGCAGACAACGUCGUUGACUGGGAUGAGAAUGAUCCUGCUAAUCCCCAUAACUGGGCGAGCGGGAAGAAAUGGCGACAUAUUAUUCUAGUGUCCUUACUGGCCUUAGUAACGAAUAUGGGUCCAACCACUUGUGCAGCUGGAAUCAGCCAAAUCGUCCAAGAGUUUGGUAUUAUGUCAGAUACCCUAACCACUUUAGCCAUCACCAUCUACGUUCUAGGUCUAGCACUGGGACCUAUGUUCAUCUCGCCACUUAGUGAGGUGUACGGUCGCUUGCCCGUCUACCAUGGGGCCGUCAUCGUGUUCCUAGCUUUUCUCCUUGGCACCGCUCUCAGCCAGACAACAGCACAGUUCAUGGUAUUCCGGUUCUUCUCCGGGGCGAUGGGUGGAGUUCCUAUGGCUCUUGGUGGUGGUACGAUCGCCGAUCUUACUGCGCCUGCGGAGAGGGCCAUGGCCAUGGCCUUAUUCAGCUUGGGACCUCUUACAGGGCCUGUUCUUGGUCCCUUGCUUGGCGGCUUUAUUGCUGGUGGCGCGGGUUGGCGAUGGACGUUUUGGUUUCUUGUCAUCCUCGGCGGUGCCAUUGAAAUCGCCUGCAUUGUCUUCAUGCGUGAAACUCAUCCAAAGAUCACACUCGAGCGCAAGGUCGCCCGCCUCAGACUUUCGACAGGCAACCCGAAGUUAGAGUCCAAACUUACCCGGACCAAUGUCACGCCUCAGCAGGUGCUCGUCCAGGCGCUCGUGCGUCCUACCAUGCUUUUGAUCCACUCUCCUAUCCUACUUGUCAUCUCUCUAUACGUCGCGGUAGUAUUUGGCACUUUGUAUUUGUUGUUUACUACAUUCGUUCCUGUAUUUGAGGGUCAAUAUGGAUUCACCACAACAGUCUCUGGUUUGACUUACCUCGGUCUUGGCAUCGCCUUACUCGCAGCUAUGGCUACGUUCACUCUACUGAGUAACCGCAUUCAAGCCGCACGGAUGAAGAAAGAGGGCCUCCAGCAACCCCGACCAGAGUAUCGACUGCUCCUUAUGAUUGCAUUUAGCCCUCUCGUCGGUCUAGGCUUAUUUUUAUACGGAUGGACAACGGAAUACAAGGUUCACUGGAUCGUACCUAUCAUCGGCACUUUCAUCACUGGCUUUGGCGCCUAUUUCGUACUUAUGCCUGCACAGUUGUACCUUAUUGACCUGUUCGGGUCAGCGGGAGCUGCGUCGGCUCUAGGUGCGAAUAAUCUUUUACGUAGUGUGGCAAGCACAUUCUUACCAUUAGCUGGUCCUCCAAUGUACGAUAGGCUUGGGUAUGGAUGGGGCAACACUCUCUUGGGUUUCCUCGCGCUCGCUUUCGUCCCGGGUCCAAUCUUGUUCUACAAGUUCGGAGAGAGGCUUCGGGCAAAGACUCAGGUCAAAAUGUAGUCCAAUAGAGACAUUGAGCACGUGAAAUGACGUGAUAACAGGUAACCAUUGGAUACUUAUACUAUUAGAGAUAAUGGGGUAGCAUGAGCAAGGAUAUCAGGGGAGUAGAUACCUACUAGAUACGAAGGUUCGGGUCAAAAGUUUGGCACAUUGGCUCAAGGGAAAAACAGUGUGAUCUCAAAGGUUUUCGUACGGUGUGGCGCUUCUUUUCAGUGGCUUAACCCCUAAAACCUAGUGGAUGCCCGCUAUAUCUUAGUGAAUUUAUAGGCGGACAGAUCACUAUUAGGUCUAAGUCUUAGCCUAGACCAAAUACAGUAUCCAGGGAUUGCUUAUCUAAUCGCGCACUGGGCAAG